This is a messenger RNA of Cherax quadricarinatus, 5016 nucleotides long. Lineage: Eukaryota; Metazoa; Arthropoda; Malacostraca; Decapoda; Parastacidae. The record is from RefSeq and is a predicted model, not a curated record.
UGUUGUUUACAGUGUGUGUGUGAGAGGUGGCAGCCAGGACUCUCGACUCCAGGAACACCGUCCAUUAUGACACUCUCAUCGAGAAUACGUGUGAAAAUAAAUGGAAUAAGGCAUUUACCACGUUUUGAUUGGUUGGGGAAGCCGGUAGAAGCAUCAAGGAAAGAGAGAUUACUAGGAGAUAGGAUGUAUUACAAUGGGUUUCGACUUGGUAGAAUAACUGUGUAUGCUGGUGACUGUGUUUAUGUUCGUAAUGCAGAUUCACCAGACCCAGAUACUCCAGAAGGCUGUGAUAUUGCAAGAGUCAUCAGGUGCUAUGAUAAUGGUGAUAAACGGGACAGUAAACGCGUGGUGGUUCAGUGGUACUCACGUUUGGAUGAUAUUAAAAGUAACCAUUGUAAGAUGAUUACAAAAGAUGUUCCUGCUCUUGAUCACACCCUGGAGGUUGUGAAGGAAGAAAGGCCCUUUGAGACAGAUGUUAAUGCAGAAAGUAUUCACAGUAAUUGUUUUGUUCAAGAAGUGCCCUGCCAUCUUGAUCCCAAAGAUAUCUCUAAGCCCUCAUUUUGCUCAGAACCUUUUUAUGUUUGCCGGUUCAGUUAUGGUGGCAAGACACCUCGUCUUCAUCCGCUGGAUGGGUUUGGGAAUCCACUGAUGAAUGUCAAAAAACAUACUGCUCGUCGAUCUCUUGAAGAUGACUUGACAAACUUGACAAAUUCAUUAUCCCCUAGUAGAAAGUCAGUUAUUAUGCCAAGCUUAAAACAUGGAAAAGAAAAUACUAACCAAACCCCAGCCAGUAGCAAGAAAACUGUGGUGCAUGAGGCAUCCCCAGAAAUCACUCUCCAAGAGCCUAGUGCAAAGUUUGAAUUACGAAAGAAAACGUUUUCACUGAAGCUUCCCAAAAUUAAAGACAACACAACUGCUAAUGCACAACUUCCUCAGAACUUGAAGCGACAAGCUACAGAUGAUGAUAACCACAUACCAAGAAAAAGAGCUCGAACCACUCUUAAGGAGAAUGAUACUCAAAGGAAGGAUAGGUUGAGUGAAGCUACAAAUGAUGGAAGUUUGGCCAGCAGGGAGACAAGCUCUAGCUAUGGACGAAAGCAUAAGAUUGUAUGUUAUCGAGAAUUGAAUGAUGGAGAAGUUGAUAGAAAUGGAAACAUCACUCCAUUGUCACCCAAAUUUAACAGGAAAGCUUCACCUCAGAAAUCUCCAAAUGGUAUUUCAACAAUUCUUAAUUCACCAAAUGAAAAGAUUGAAAACAUUAAAAAAAUUGGCAAAGUACGUGCCCUUAAAGUAAAUGAAAUCAGCAAUUUACUGGGCAGUGAUAGUGAAGAUGACAGUAGUAGUAGCAGCAGCAGGAAUGAAGAGGAGGAACAGCCUACACCAGAGCCAUAUAAGAAAUUUGAGUCCUCUUUCUGUGUGAAUCAAACUGUUAACUCAAAGAUAGAUCAUAUGGAGAUAGAUGGAGAAUCAUAUCAAAACCUUCCAUUACCAAACCUAACAUCAGUAAUGAAAGGCACCAGUAAAAAUAAAAAAGAGGUUGGACCCUGUUCAGAAUCCAUAACACCUAAUAAAAAAAAUGUUCAACCAAAGCCCAAAAGUUCCACUAAGAAGAGAUACGAAUGUGAUACUUGUUGUGAGGUCUUUUCAACACGCAUGGAGUUGAGAGACCAUGAAGAGGAUCACAAGGAAAGUGAACCUGUUUCAAGAACUCCAGGCAGAAAAUUCAAGAAACACUUACCCCACACACCAUCCAGCACACACAAGACAUCACAGAAAAAGUGUGCGACUCCAAGAAUACCAGCCCGAGAUGAGCCUGUGAAGCAUCCUCAGUCACCACUGGAAUUGGCUCGUUCUCGCCUUCAUGUUUCAGCAGUCCCCGAGUCAUUACCAUGCCGUGAAAAUGAAUUCCAAGAUAUAUACUCUUUUGUUGAAGGCAAACUAAUGGAUGGCACUGGAGGAUGCAUGUAUAUUAGUGGUGUGCCUGGCACAGGGAAGACUGCAACGGUCAGGGAAGUAGUAAGAGUUCUUCAAGAAUGCAGUCAUGAAGGGAAUUUACCUUCAUUCACAUAUCUAGAAGUUAAUGCUAUGACAUUAACAGAGCCUCAUCAACUCUGGGUUCAGGUAUGGAAGGGUUUAACUGGAAAUAAGGCAACAGCAGAGCAUGCCUCAUCGCUACUUCAAAAGAGAUUUUCCACCCCAGCCCCAAGAAGGGAACCCACACUGUUACUGGUAGAUGAACUGGAUCUCCUGUGGACAAGAAAGCAGGAUGUGAUGUAUAAUCUCUUUGAUUGGCCGUGUCAACCUGGAAGUAAGCUGAUUGUUGUAGCCAUUGCUAACACCAUGGACCUUCCUGAACGCAUCAUGAUGAACCGAGUAUCAUCCAGACUCGGCCUGACAAGAAUGACUUUCCAGCCUUACACCCACAAACAGUUGCAGGAAAUAGUGAUGUCUCGCCUGCUGGGUAUUGAAGCAUUUGACCCGGAUGCAGUACAGUUAGUAUCACGCAAAGUUGCAGCUUUAUCAGGGGAUGCCAGGAGAGCACUUGACAUUUGUCGUAGAGCAACAGAAAUUGCAGAGACCAAGAAACUUCCACUCAGUCCUUCAAAAUCCCUAAUGAAGAGGGCAGCUCUGGUUGGAAUGCUACAUGUUGAUGAAGCAGUUAAAGAGAUGUUCACAUCACCUAAAAUCACUGCCAUAAGAAGUUGCAGUUUAAUGGAGAAGUUUGUUCUUCGUGCUGUUGUGGCUGAGUUCAUGCGCAUCGGGCUAGAGGAAGCUGUGUUUGGACGUGUGCUGGAGCAGUUCGUCUCACUCUGCAGAUUUGAAGGAGUUGAGCCAAGUUAUACAUCAGAAGUAAUGUCAAUUGUAAAUCGACUUGCUUCACAACGCCUAAUUCUGACCGAGCACUCCCGUAAUGAUCUGAGUCUACGCCUAAGAUUGAACAUAUCCACUGAUGAUGUCACCUAUGCACUGCAGAGCUCUCCAAGUCAAUGAAAAUGUUGCCCACAAAAAUAUACAUGUAUUCUAUUUGAAAUUGCUUUUUUUUUUUUACAGUAUGAAGCUUAAUUUGAUUUGUAUUUUUUUUCUUUUUAUGUGGCUGGUUUUUACCUAGAUAGUGAGAUACAAAGAUGAAAAUAUUUGCCAAAACACUGGCGGUUUCACAAAGAUGCACGGACAUAGGAGAACAUCGAAUCACUGAAUCACAGCCCCCUCUCACUGCACUUGAAGAUCAUGUGUGUUGCACUUCUAAAUUUAUGUACGAUAUACGUAUAUAAGAUAUUGUAUACAGUAAUUCCUGAUCACUAUUUACAUGCUCUUAUAUAUAGUUCAAAUAUUUCCUUCACUGAGUUAGCUAUAUACAUUGUUGUAAUCUCCUUCAUUAAUUUCUCAAUGCUGAUUCAGCAGAUUUGAAAAGUGCCUCUGUUAAAAACAUAAUAACAUUGUAUUGGAUGCCAGUAGUUCAGUUUCUACCCAUAAAUAUACUUAACUGAAUUCAUAGAUUUUAAAAAGUGCUUGGUUGUACAUGUCAGAGCCUCAAUAUGUAAAAAAAAAAAAAAAAAAAAAAAAAAAAAAAAGUUGCUAAAAUAGGACAGCCAAAUUAAGUGUUAAUAAUUCUUUAUCAUCUCAAGUUCCCUCUUAGAUAAUACCUGGUUCAAGCAAACUUCACAUCAAAUACUAUAAACUGCUACUACCAUACUAAUUUUAAUUAACAAAUUUGCAUGAGUGCUGAGUCGCAUGCUUCUUAUCACACAUUAAAUUUUAUUUUAUGAUAUGGUGCAUUUAUUCACAGAAUUGUAAUUGAAGUUUAAAUAUAGGAUCAAUGUAUAGGUAUUACAACUUUAUAAACGAACUGUAUGCUGCAAUAGGAAAGGUAUAAUUAUGAGAUAUUGACAAGCUGUUGGAGUGUGAGCAAGGUAACAGUUAUGAAGGGAUUCGGGGAAACUGGUUAGUCAUAGAGAUGGGAAAUACAGUACUGUACAUGCCUACACUUCGAAGGAGGGGUAAAGAUAUUUGCAGUUUGGAGGAAUAUAUCUGAGCUGUAGUAUCAGCAUGCCUCUGGCAAGACAGUGAUAGUGUGAAUGAUGGUGAAAGUUUUUUUUAUUUUGGGGUUACCCUGCUUCAGAGGGAGAUGGCCAGUGUGUUAAAAAAAAUUUAGAAAUUAGAAGAGGGGUUGUUAAUGGCUUAGUUGUGUAGAAAAAACGUACAAACAUAUAGUAUAUUCACGGAAAUAGCUAACCCUGUAUAGGGUGGACGGAUGGCUGGUGACGUAGGGGUGUUCCAGGAAGAAUGGGAGGAAGUGUGUGAAAAGGUGAUGUGAGGCAGUGACUUAAUAUGCAACAGGUAUCUGUGAGUAUGUUAGGCAUGAGUAGAGGUGAAUGGUCUAGAGGAGUUGAUGCAUUGUUGGAGUGCUAGGUAAUAUAUACAAAUGGACUCUGGCAAAUGAGCUAGCCUGACUUUGUUAAGUUUGGACGUGCUGUGCAUAUACUCUGGAGAGAAAAUCAUUGAGAGUGGUAGUAAAUUUUUUUUCAUUAGGUAACUGUGCACAGGUGGGACAUGGCUAAUUUAAAUUUUACAUUUAUUAGAGCUAUUUCUAAUGAGGUUUUACUAAAUGUGAAUAGUAAUUUUAGUGUUUAUUUUUGUUUUAAAUAAUCUGGAGAAUGUUUGUUAUCAUCUCUUAUCUUCCAGUUUUACUUCAAGUUAGCUUAGAAAACAUAAAAUUAGUUUCUUGAAAAGGAUGUAAAAUUUAUAAUUCAAAACUCCAAUUCCUGCAUAAGUGUUUAUUAUUUAAUUAUUGCAUGUAUGAUAAGUACAGAUAAUUGUAUGUGGACACUAAAAAUUGGCUACAGAUCAUCAUUCCAGCAGUGUUCAUAUAUUUUAAUGCAGAUUCAAAUUUCUUUUGUAUUUAUAAAUAUUAUUUAAUUGAAUGCAUGUUACACAGGAAUUUCUAUUUUCUAUUUUGUUUUAUUUUCAUUUUAUUUAAUAAAGAUUACUUGCGAGGAAACAUCGUUUUAUUGUCUA